Euleptes europaea (tarantolino) is the source of this 1912-nucleotide messenger RNA. RefSeq names its product X-ray repair cross complementing 6 (gene XRCC6). NCBI's taxonomy places the organism in Eukaryota, Metazoa, Chordata, Lepidosauria, Squamata, Sphaerodactylidae. The transcript has 12 exons. Gene Ontology annotation, molecular function: damaged DNA binding; DNA helicase activity; telomeric repeat DNA binding. Gene Ontology annotation, biological process: cellular response to gamma radiation; cellular response to X-ray; telomere maintenance. Bases 7 to 1839 code for a protein of 610 amino acids. Gene Ontology annotation, cellular component: nucleus; Ku70:Ku80 complex. The record is from RefSeq and is a predicted model, not a curated record.
GAAGCCAUGUCAGACUGGGUAUCUUACUACAAACAUGAGGAAGGUGAAGAAGAAGAUGAUCAAGAUGGAGAAGUUGAAACCAUUGGAGAAUAUAAAUAUGCAGGCCGAGACACCUUGGUUUUCUUGGUGGAUGCCUCAAGAGCCAUGUUUGACACCUAUGAUGAUGAUGACUUGGCUCCUUUUGAUAUGACAAUCCAGUGCAUUCAGAACGUGUACACAAACAAGAUCAUCAGUCAUGACAGGGACCUUAUUGGUGUGGUAUUUUAUGGCACUGAGCAACACAAGAAUUCAGUGGAUUUUAAGCAUAUUUAUGUCCUUCAGGAUUUGGACAAUCCAGGGGCAAAACGAGUUUUAGAACUAGGCAAAUACAAAGGAGAGCAGGGAAGAGCGCUCUUCCACAAGUCAUUUGGCCAUAGCACUGACUACUCAUUGGGUGAAGCACUCUGGGUUUGCUCCAAUCUCUUCAGUGAUGUCCGCCUCAAGAUGAGCCACAAGAGGAUCAUGCUAUUCACCAACGAUGAUAAUCCUCAUGGCACCGACAGCGUCAAAGCCAAGUUUGCUAGGACUAAAGCUGCUGAUCUCCGAGAGACAGGUAUUUACCUUGAUUUAAUGCACCUGAAGAAGCUUGGGGGGUUUGAUAUCACCUUGUUCUACAGGGAUAUCAUUAAUACCGCAGAAGAUGAGGACUUAGGAGUCCAGUUUGGUGAAUCUGGCAAGUUAGAAGACCUCAUGAAGAAAGUACGAGCAAAGGAGACUAGAAAGCGAGCUUUGGCCAGGCUGAACUUCUACCUGGGCAAAGAUAUGGCUUUCACCGUUGGCAUUUACAAUGUAGUCCAGAAAGCUAUCAAACAGCCUCCAGUAAAACUUUACAGGGAAACUAAUGAGCCAGUGAAAACAAAAACCCGAACCUUUAAUCGAGAGACAGGUAGUUUGCUUCUCCCUAGUGACACCAAGAGGGCUCAGACCUACGCCGACCGUCAGAUAGUGUUUGAAAAAGAGGAGACAGAAGAAGUAAAGAGAUUUGAUUCACCAGGCUUAUUUCUGAUUGGCUUCAAGCCCUUGGUAAUGCUGAAACGACAUCACCACAUCAAGCCUUCCCAGUUCAUCUAUCCAGAGGAGUCCUUAAUCAGUGGAAGCACUACGCUAUUUAAUGCUUUGCUAAUCAAGUGUCUAGAGAAAGAAGUAAUGGCUGUCUGCAGAUAUAUCCCCCGUCGCAAUACUCCUCCCAGGUUUAUAGCCCUGGUCCCUCAAGAAGAAGUGCUGGAUGAGCAGAAUGUGCAGACAGCUCCCCCAGGUUUUCAUUUAAUUUUCCUACCUUAUGCAGAUGACAAACGGAAAAUUGGCUUUACUGAGAAAGUCCCAGCUAAUCAGGAACAGGUGGACAAAAUGAAGGAAAUUGUCCAGAAGCUUCGAUUCAAGUAUAGGAGCGAUAGCUUUGAGAACCCAGUUCUCCAGCAGCACUAUAUGAACUUGGAGGCCUUGGCCCUUGAUCUGAUGGAACCUGAGAAAGCUGAAGAUUUGACAGUGCCUAAGACUGAAGCAAUAGACCGCAGGCUAGGUAACCUUGUGGAGGAAUUCAAACAGCUGGUUUAUCCACCUGGUUAUGAUCCUGAAGGGAAAGCUACAAAGCGCAAACAAGGAGGGGGCUCAGAACAAUUGGAAAAGAAAGCCAAGAUAGAAAUCUCUGAAGAGGAGCUGAAGAAUCAUGUUCGAAAAGGCACUUUGGGGAAGCUAACUGUACCACUUCUGAAGGAUGUGAGCAAGAUUUAUGGCCUGAAGGCGGGUGGGAAGAAGCAAGAACUUCUGGAUGCAAUCACUGAACACUUCAGUAGCCACUAAGAACUGAAGCCUAUAUAGAAAUUCAGCUGUUUAGCAUCUUCACCCAGUCUCAAAGUCUGAUGUAGAAUGCUUU